GUCCAUAGGCGAAGUUCUAACGAGUAACCGGCGACCGAGCCGUCUCGUUCCUCCGUCAACGUUCUCGCAAAUAGAUCGUGUCGAGAUUUACGCGUUCCUUGUUCGAUCAUCCACCCGUCCGGCUUCUUGAUCCGUACGCUCGUUCCAAUCAGCGAGUCUCUCCAAGUUCGCAUUCGUUCGUUCUAUUUCCACUUCUCAACUUCCUCGAAGAUAUAUAAAGUUGUAAGAGGGAAAGGAUCCCGUCGAGUGGAUUUCUUGAGGAAACGAUCAAUCUGUGGGUCGAUGUAGGGUAGGUUUUGUAAAAAUAAAGUGCCGUGAGAAGUGUUCGACGACUGUUGCAAGUCUUUGAUCACGGCGAGGACAUGUGACAAACGGGAUCGCGAAACUCGUCGAAUCGUGAGUGAACGGUAAAGAAUUUUGGAUUCGUGAGUCGUCACCCGUGGAUCUGCGGCCGUGAAAACCCGGUAGUGAUAUAUCAGUGAGGAAUAUCAAUCAGUACAAGUAGGUGUUGUGAUCGAAGAAGGGUGCGACGCUUUGAAAGGUUCCCGCGAUUUACGCUCAACGAAUACACUCGCGUGCUCCUCGCGAGUAUAGUACUCGUAACAGGGAGAAACUUACGGAGAAACUCUAUAUUCGCGUAUCGUCAUCGUUCCGGGCUUAACGAGGUGCAGUUAAUGCGUCGUUAGGCGAGCUGCGACGCGUAUGGACGCUCACCGACCAUCCAAAUCCUCGAAACUGUCGCCGCGAUCGCCAGGACCCUUAGUCUGUGUGUAGUGAGAAGAGUGCUUCGCGUAUUUCGCGUUUGACUACCGGCCCUCUCGAUCGCACGUUCGCCGGGCCGUCGGUAGAUACACAUAUAGAGAGGGGCCAGAGAGGAGGACGUACCGUGUAGAUACCGGCAGAUAUUCGCGAAAAUAACGGGAGAGACAGAGAAACAGACGAGUGGGGAAAAUGAAGAAAGGUGUAAGCGGUCACGGGUACACGGACGCGCACCCUUAAAGUGAACUUCUCUCACGUAUAUGGGUUGCCAGUGAAAGAGACUCUCGUGUAAUCCCUUCCGGAGACGAUUGGAUCGUCCUUUCGUGGUGAGAAGUUACGAGGAAAGGAAACGACGUUAACACGGCUGUAGCAUCGAAAAAGAAAAACCCGGCGGAGACAAUAAGACAGCGGCAGGGGAGAAGGGCGAGGAGUCGAACAGAGAAAGAUCAGAAGGAGAACAGAGGCACAACGUCUCGACUUUCCAUACAGAGAUGAGUUGAGUAUUGGCUACGAUGUUGAGUCGUUUCUCGGCCUUGGUGGCCUCUAUUUUGGUUCACCUACACGUUUCGUACGCCGGCAACUCAGUAGAUAACAAGCCGUUUCCAGGACUGGAAAAUCUGCCGAAGUCGUUCUGGCACGAGCUCAGUUCGCCCUUUACAGAUGUAUACGAGGUGGAAAGUUUCGCGACCGAAACUGGCGGCACUCCCGAGCCCAGACCUUUCUUCGAAGAUCCAGAGAGCAACAUUACCGUACAACUCGGAGCUCAAGUGCACAUGCACUGCAGAGUACAAAAUCUGCAGGAAACUCUCAAGGUGUCGUGGGUUCGCAGACGCGGUGAUGAGCUUCAUUUGCUCACGAUCGGUCUGGACACGUAUGCGAGCGACUCGAGGUUCACGUUAGCUUUUGAGAAGCCAAAUGAUUGGCGGCUGCUUUUGCGCACGGCGACGGAACGAGACGGUGGCCUGUACGAGUGUCAAGUCAGUGCUCAUCCCCCAUUAAUCAGAACUGUCUAUCUGACCGUGUCAGUGCCGAGGGUGGAAAUCGUCGAUGAGCACGGCGCCACGGCUGGCGACAAAUUCUACAAAGCGGGUAGCACAAUAGAACUGAAGUGCGUGGUCAGCAAUAUACCGCAACCUACCGGAUACAUUACGUGGCGACAUGGAUCCCGAACGCUGAAUUACGACACCACACGUGGAGGAAUCAGGUAA
This is a messenger RNA of Ceratina calcarata, 1967 nucleotides long. RefSeq lists its product as uncharacterized. Gene Ontology annotation, cellular component: neuron projection membrane. The transcript has 7 exons. Bases 1272 to 1967 code for a protein of 231 amino acids. The record is from RefSeq and is a predicted model, not a curated record. Gene Ontology annotation, biological process: synapse organization. Lineage: Eukaryota; Metazoa; Arthropoda; Insecta; Hymenoptera; Apidae.